GUGACGUCAUAUCCGCCACAUAGCAGAGUGGGUGUUUUCGCGCACGAAGUAUAAUUGUGUAACUGCUGUCGUUUUUUCAAGAUUCAGAGCGUCUCACACAGGCUGCCAUGGCUAAUCAGGCAGUUGAAAUGAUCACCAAGGUGUUGGAGCAAACCGUUAGGGUGGCAGAAGAGCAGGUGGAUGCUCAGUUGAGCAGACUGAAUGAAAUUGAUGAAGAUGAGUUGGAGAGACUCAAGGAGAGGCGGUUAGAGGCGCUUAAAAAAGCUCAGAAACAGAAACAGGAGUGGCUAUCCAAGGGCCAUGGGGAGUAUAGAGAAAUCCCCAGUGAGAAAGACUUUUUUGGUGAAGUGAAAGAGACCAAGAAUGUUGUCUGCCACUUCUACAGAAAUUCAACCUUCAGGUGUAAAAUACUGGACAAACACCUGGCCAUCCUGGCUAAAAAGCACAUUGAGACCAAAUUCAUUAAACUGGAUGCAGAAAAGGCCCCAUUUCUGUCAGAAAGGCUUCGCAUCAAAGUUAUCCCAACACUGGCUUUGCUUAUAGAUGGAAAGACAAAGGACUACAUAGUAGGAUUCACCGAUCUGGGCAACACGGAUGAGUUUGCGACAGAGGUGCUUGAAUGGAGACUCGGAUGUGCAGAAGUUAUUAACUACAGUGGUAACCUGAUGGAGCCUCCUACAACGACAAAAAAAUCUUCAAAAUUCACAAAAGUGGAAAAGAAAACCAUCAGAGGGAGAGCCGACGACACCGACUCAGAUUCUGAAGAUGACUGAAGACAAGUGGUUGGUUUUCUCUCUCUGGGCUACCUCCCAAAUAAUUCUACAAAAGCAACUUCUUUUUUUUUUUUUUUUGAAUGACUUAGUCAACACAUUUGUUUUUUUUAAUCAAAUUAAUAUUGUCAAAGCAUUUAGCGGACUUGCUUAUUUAUGGAUGCAUCUUUUUAGCAUGUAUCUUGAGAAUUCAUUUGAAGUGACUUAAACGUGCACCAGCUGAGACUAUGUGUUGUUUUUCAUGAACUUCCAGAUUGAUUUGAAAUCCGAGGCAGGUUCACUUGAGUACGUUACCUUUUAAACUGUGUUGCUCUUAUGUUAGAACAGUCAGCGACGCAUAUGUGCC
Messenger RNA from Nematolebias whitei (Rio pearlfish), 1116 nucleotides. It is a transcript of the gene txndc9, whose product is annotated as thioredoxin domain containing 9. Lineage: Eukaryota; Metazoa; Chordata; Actinopteri; Cyprinodontiformes; Rivulidae. The record is from RefSeq and is a predicted model, not a curated record. Gene Ontology annotation, biological process: microtubule cytoskeleton organization. Gene Ontology annotation, cellular component: cytoplasm. The transcript is spliced from 5 exons. Bases 108 to 773 code for a protein of 221 amino acids.